Phoenix dactylifera (date palm) is the source of this 1342-nucleotide messenger RNA. RefSeq names its product dof zinc finger protein DOF3.2-like. Gene Ontology annotation, molecular function: DNA binding; DNA-binding transcription factor activity. Gene Ontology annotation, biological process: regulation of DNA-templated transcription. Lineage: Eukaryota; Viridiplantae; Streptophyta; Magnoliopsida; Arecales; Arecaceae. The record is from RefSeq and is a predicted model, not a curated record.
GGCCCGCGCCCCUUCUCCACCCCUCUUCAUGAAUCCGUUGCAGAUCGCUCGAAUUUUCCAUGCUUUCUCUGCGUGCAAGCCAAACACAUCUAUCGUCUCGUACAGAAAUUGGCAGCAGACGGGGAGCUCAGUUCUUCUCUCGGUCUUUCCACGAGCCUCUUCUUAGUCUUCUAUAUAUAUCAAUCUAGAGCUUCCAAGAGAUUUUGUUUGCAUGGAUGGAGAUUUCUAAUGCACACCAGCAGGUCAUGGCUACCCUUCCCUUAGAAGAAGUUCUUACUGGGUGCCCCAAGACACAGCAGCCGCAGCAGCAGGAGAGGAAGGCGAGGCCUCAGCCAGAGCAAGCCCUCAAGUGCCCAAGAUGUGAUUCCACCAACACCAAGUUCUGCUACUACAACAACUACAGCCUCUCCCAGCCCCGGUACUUCUGUAAGGGCUGCAGGAGGUACUGGACCAAAGGAGGCUCCCUUAGAAAUGUCCCAGUUGGGGGUGGCUGCAGGAAGAACAAGAGGUCCUCCUCCUCUACUUCAAAGAGGGCCCAAGACCAAGCCCUCACCACCCACUCCAACCGACCACUCCCCACAUUCCUCCCACCUCCCCUUUCCUAUGACCCCAGUGACUUCUCCUUAGCCUUUGCCAGGCUCCACGAACCACCCACCCCAGGCCAGUUAGGGCUGGAUGACCAUGACUCCUUCCUUCUAGGAAACCCUAACCCUAACCCUGGACAUAUCCCCACGGCAACUCCAGGCUUCCUUGACAUUCUGAGAGGUGGGCUCCUUGACACCACCACCAACACCAAUGCCUUCCACAAUCUCUACUAUGGGUUUGGGGGUCAUGGCAGGAUGGAGCAGGUGGAGGGUGGUGUUUCUGGGGAGGAGGUGGUGCUGCCCUUUGAUGGAGGUCUAAGUGGUUCGACCACAACCACAACUGCAAGCACUCCAACGGCUAGCCAACGAUCUUGCAGAGCUGCAGAUGGAGGGGAGAGCAAGGUGUUUAUGGGUCUGCAAUGGCAGGUUGGCAGGGAUGGCAACAUGGCUAUGGACCCUGGAAGAGACUGCUGGAAUGGGGUUGGUUCCUCCUGGCCCGGCCUCAUCAACAGCUCCCUGAUGUAGAGCAGUAGAGGUAGAUAUAGAUCGAUAGAAAGAUAGUUAUAUUUUCUCCUUCAAAUGGCGGUGUCUUAGUAGCCAUAUUUGGAAACUUUCUAGUUUCACUUUUUCAUCCUUUUAUAUCAGUCUUAAGUUUUCUUUUUUCGUUAUUUUCGUUGGUUAUUUAUGUUGGGCUUUUCUGUGAGUGGUGUUUCAACAAUUAUAUACUAAAUGAAACAUUCAGAUUUGUUUUCUGACCA